CGGCGCAGCGGAGCGGGCGACGAGCAGGGACAAGGCGGCGGAGGGGAGCGGGCAACGAGCAGGGACAAGGCCGCAGAGGGGAGCGGGCAACGAGCAGGGACAAGGCCGCGGAGGGGAGCGGGCAACGAGCAGGGACAAGGCGGCGGAGGGGAGCGGGCAACGAGCAGGGACAAGGCGGCGGAGGGGAGCGGGCAACGAGCAGGGACAAGGCGGCGGAGGGGAGCGGGCAACGAGCAGGGACAAGGCGGCGGAGGGGAGCGGGCAACGAGCAGGGACAAGGCGGCGGAGGGGAGCGGGCAACGAGCAGGGACAAGGCGGCGGAGGGGAGCGGGCAACGAGCAGGGACAAGGCGGCGGAGGGGAGCGGGCAACGAGCAGGGACAAGGCGGCGGAGGGGAGCGGGCAACGAGCAGGGACAAGGCGGCGGAGGGGAGCGGGCAACGAGCAGGGACAAGGCGGCGGAGGGGAGCGGGCAACGAGCAGGGACAAGGCGGCGGAGGGGAGCGGGCAACGAGCAGGGACAAGGCGGCGGAGGGGAGCGGGCAACGAGCAGGGACAAGGCGGCGGAGGGGAGCGGGCAACGAGCAGGGACAAGGCGGCGGAGGGGAGCGGGCAACGAGCAGGGACAAGGCGGCGGAGGGGAGCGGGCAACGAGCAGGGACAAGGCGGCGGAGGGGAGCGGGCAACGAGCAGGGACAAGGCGGCGGAGGGGAGCGGGCAACGAGCAGGGACAAGGCGGCGGAGGGGAGCGGGCAACGAGCAGGGACAAGGCGGCGGAGGGGAGCGGGCAACGAGCAGGGACAAGGCGGCGGAGGGGAGCGGGCAACGAGCAGGGACAAGGCGGCGGAGGGGAGCGGGCAACGAGCAGGGACAAGGCGGCGGAGGGGAGCGGGCAACGAGCAGGGACAAGGCGGCGGAGGGGAGCGGGCAACGAGCAGGGACAAGGCCGCAGAGGGGAGCGGGCAACGAGCAGGGACAAGGCCGCGGAGGGGAGCGGGCGAAUCUACUUCCCAGCGCUUCCUCUCGGAGGAAUGAGCAGAGACCAAGCCGGGGGCGCUGGAGAGUUUUAUUGCUUCUGGGAUGUGACCGCACUGCUGUGA
This is a messenger RNA of Pelodiscus sinensis (Chinese soft-shelled turtle), 1099 nucleotides long. NCBI's taxonomy places the organism in Eukaryota, Metazoa, Chordata, Testudines, Trionychidae. The record is from RefSeq and is a predicted model, not a curated record.